This is a messenger RNA of Girardinichthys multiradiatus, 3816 nucleotides long. RefSeq names its product oxysterol-binding protein-related protein 1-like. Gene Ontology annotation, molecular function: protein binding; cholesterol binding. The record is from RefSeq and is a predicted model, not a curated record. The transcript is spliced from 27 exons. NCBI's taxonomy places the organism in Eukaryota, Metazoa, Chordata, Actinopteri, Cyprinodontiformes, Goodeidae. Bases 213 to 3122 code for a protein of 969 amino acids. Gene Ontology annotation, cellular component: cytosol; membrane; intracellular membrane-bounded organelle.
CUGAUGGAAGCGAUCUAAUUUCGCCUCGAAAGUUUUGUGCCUCCCAAGAAAGCUUCUUGCUGUAAAAGUCGAUUGAGUUAGGUGUUCUUGCGUAAGUUUAAAUAACAAGCUGGUAAAAAUAAUGGCUGAGUGAAACAGCGCCUAGUUUGUUUCGAGUCUCGGCAGUGCGUCAGUGAUUAAGUUUGAGUUAACUCUCGCUGUGAAGUCCAGUAAUGCAGGAAAACGCGCAAGAAGAUCAAUUUCUUCUUUAUGUUAAAGAGGGGGAUUGUCCUCUCAUCCAGAAGAUGCUUCAUUCGAGGAUAGAGAAAAACAACUCGUUUGACAUUAAUUACAGAUCCAGGUCUAACAGCACCUUAGGAUGGACAGCCCUUCAUCUGGCCUGUAGCUCUGGCCACAGGGAUGUUGUGGAAGAGUUACUCAAGGCAGGGGUGGAUGUGAAUUUGCAAGACAACAUGGGUGACACCCCUCUGCACAAAGCUGCACAUGCAGGAAGGAAGGAGAUUGUUCUGUUGCUGCUUCGGUAUGAUGCCCGUGCCAGUAUGAUCAAUGGAACAGCUAGAAUCCCCAAAGAUGUCACAGAAGAUGAUGAAAUCAUUACCAUGCUAGAGGCUGCAGAGAGGAGGGAGACAAGACGUCGAGAGGAGAGGCUUCUGGAGGCUGCUAGGGAGGGGGAUCUCUACACUCUGUCUAAAUUGCUUAGUGCCAAGGAGGCUCCUGAUAUCCACUGCAGGGAUUCAGUUGGAAAUACGCCUUUACACUGUUCAGCCUACAGAGGGCAGAAGCACUGCAUUGUAAAGCUGCUAAAGUUCGGAGCCAACCCAAAUGUCAGGAACAGUAACGAUCAGACUGCACUGGACUUGGUUCAAACUGAUGAACUCAAACAGAUGAUGGAAACCUAUCAGGAAAAGGAUGUGGCCAGUGGGGUGCAGAAGGUUGAGGGCCCUCUUUGGAAGAGUUCAUGUUUUCUUGGGUGGCGAUCUCACUGGGUGGUAAUUGAGAAUGGAACAAUCUCCUGGUAUCCCAGGCAAGCUGAUGCAAGUGCUGGAGUUAGAAAACAGGGAUGUAAAUCUCUUUCCCAAGCCUAUUACAUGGUAAAACCCUGGGAUCACUGCUUCUUCAUGCUCAAGUGCUUUGAUGACACUGUGCAUAAUUUCAAGGUGCCUCCAAAGAUGGACUCCAUGGCAACAAGGAAGAGAUGGCUGGAUGCUUUGGAGGAGCACGCGUCCUACAGCACUCGUCACUUCAGCCAAGGCCAGAUUACUUCAGAUGCAGGUAGUAAUGGUGAUGUGGAAUUGGGGAACCUAACGCAAGCAGUUCAGUCAGCCAAGGCCUGCCAGCAGAAACUGGAGAGUGAAGUGUCAAUAUUUGAAUCCAUGAUAAAGAAUGAAGAGCAUUUUGGCUUGGCUGCACGUCUUCUACUUAAAGCCAAAGAGACCAGCGAGCUUUCAAGUAAAAUGUGCAAUGCUCUCCAACUUUGGCUUGAGCUGCUGUCAAAACAAGAAGAGGUGUGGAGCCUGAAGGUAGAGCAGGAAGAGGAGAAGAACAAAGCUCUGACAGAAGCCCUCCAGACUUUGGCAACUGAGCACUAUGAACUCAAGCAGUCCUUAAGUAGGAGCAGGAGGUCAUCCACACGUUGUGUCCUCACUGAAGAUGACUUCUGUGAUGCUGUGUCAGAGUCUGAGUCUGAGCUUUCUGUGAGCGACUUCCUGUCUGUGGCCAGUUACUCCUGGGAAGAGGACGAGGGCAGAGACGCCCCUCUUCAAAACAGCCUCCAUCAGCCCAGCGCACACACGGGGGCUGCCGGUAUGUCAGGGGAGUGUAACGAUGGCAACAAAGCUGCCCAGCACAGUGGAGUAAAGCACAGAACUUUUCUGCCGGCUCCAAUGUUCUCCAGGAAUGACGUGAGCGUCUGGAGUAUCCUGAAAAAAUGCAUCGGCAUGGAGUUGUCAAAGAUUGCCAUGCCCGUGAUCUUUAAUGAGCCGUUGAGCUUCCUCCAGCGGAUAACAGAAUACAUGGAGCACACAUACCUCAUCCACCAAGCUAAUGCUGCAACAGACUCAAUUGAGAGGAUGAAGUGUGUUGCAGCAUUUGCCGUGUCAGCUGUAGCAUCACAGUGGGAGAGGACAGGAAAGCCCUUCAACCCACUACUGGGGGAGACGUAUGAGCUGAUCAGAGAGGAUCUGGGCUUCAGGUGGGUCUCCGAGCAAGUGAGCCAUCAUCCUCCAAUCAGUGCGUUUCACGCCGAGGGCCUCAGGGAGGAUUUUGUCUUUCAUGGUUCCAUAUAUCCCAAACUGAAGUUCUGGGGGAAGAGCAUAGAAGCCGAACCCAAAGGAACCAUCACUCUGGAGCUGCCCAAAUACAAUGAAUCCUACACCUGGACAAACCCCACCUGUUGUGUCCACAACAUCAUUGUCGGUCAGCUUUGGAUUGAGCAAUAUGGGAACGUGGAAGUGAUCAAUCACAAAACUGGAGAGAGAUGCAACAUGACAUUCAAACCCUGUGGCCUCUUUGGAAAAGAGCUUCAUAAAGUCGAAGGAUACAUUCAAGACAAAAGCAAAAAGAAACUCUGUGCAAUAUAUGGCAAGUGGACUGAGUGUCUUUACACAGUUGACCCCGCAAAUUUUGAUGCCCACAAAAAGACAGAUAAAAAAACCGCAGAGGAAAAAAAGAGCAACAAAGAGCCUCAGAGCAAUGUUGAUGAGGAGUCAGAAGAAAAGCCUCCACCUGAUGCCGAGACGGUCCAGGUGAUCCCAGGAAGCGAGCUCAUCUGGAAGAUAGCUCCUCGACCUGAAAACUCGGCCAAGUUCUAUGCAUUCUCGACCUUCGCCAUGCAGCUGAAUGAGCUGGACAAGAGCAUGAAGGGGGUCCUUCCUCCCACUGACAGCCGCUUAAGGCCUGACAUCCAUGCCAUGGAGAAUGGAGAAAUAGAUCUGGCGAGCACAGAGAAGAAGAGACUUGAAGAGAAACAGCGGACAGCCCGUAAAAAUCGCUCCAAAUCCACAGAAGAAUGGAAAAUUAGGUGGUUUCAGCAAGGAUCCAACCCUCACAACAAAGCUCAGGACUGGCUCUGCACAAAAGGCUACUGGGACAGGAAUUACACCCACCUGCCCGACAUUUACUAAAUGUAAAACAUGCUCAGAUAUAUUUAUGGAUUUCCAUUUUACUACCUUUGGACAUCUGCUGCUGCUCUGGUGAUGCAUUACCAAUGGAGGUAAUGCAUCACCAGCAAUGGAGUCUCUGUAGAAAAGGAGAUAAUGUUUGUGGCUCAGUUUGGGAGGAAAGUAGAUCUGUGUGAACAAAAAAAAGCACACAAAACUCUCUCUUUCACUGAUGUAAAUGUAUUAGCAUGUAGUGGAAAGACUAGAACGUAUUUUAAAACUAUUGUGUGUUAAUGGAGUGUUUAAUCAGCAACCUUAGUAUAACUCAAGCAUGUUCAUUAUUUCUAGGCAGCCGGGACUCGUCAGUGGAGUGACCUGAGAGCAGCUCUUCAAGCAGUUUAGCCUGAGCUAAUUUCCCCUGAACAAAGUUUUGGCACCGAUUGACACUUGUUUAUGCAUAUUAUUAUGCUGUGCAGAGCUUUAAGGUAGAUAACUGGGAUAGAUUGCCGUUUUCCCACUUGAUGCAGUAAGUGGUGCAGAUUUUUGGUGUUAACAUGAAUGUGUUCCAAUUUUUUGCCCCCUACUUAUAUUAAAAAGUUGCUUUAUAUAAUUGUAAUGUUUCUACAUAUACCCUGAUAAACAUGUCUGCUUGCAAAAUAUUGGAUUCUAAACAAGAUUGAUAGUUUGGUUUGAAAAUAAAAUGAUAAAACAUCCUAAA